This is a messenger RNA of Vanessa atalanta (red admiral), 1539 nucleotides long. Its product is annotated as putative fatty acyl-CoA reductase CG5065. The transcript is spliced from 15 exons. Gene Ontology annotation, cellular component: peroxisome. Gene Ontology annotation, molecular function: alcohol-forming very long-chain fatty acyl-CoA reductase (NADP+) activity. Lineage: Eukaryota; Metazoa; Arthropoda; Insecta; Lepidoptera; Nymphalidae. Gene Ontology annotation, biological process: long-chain fatty-acyl-CoA metabolic process. The coding region runs from base 46 to 1539 and encodes 497 amino acids. The record is from RefSeq and is a predicted model, not a curated record.
CUUAAAUAUAAUUGAUGCGGGCAAUGUUGAUUUCAAAAAUUUAGUAUGCAGCCGUCUGUCGCUGAGUUCUACAAAGACAAGAGCGUCUUUGUUACUGGUGGGACUGGUUUCCUUGGAAAGGCGUUAAUCGAGAAAUUGCUGAGAGCAUGCCCUGGGAUCAACACUAUAUAUCUCUUGACAAGGCCGAAGAAAGGCUUAAGCGCUGAAGAAAGAUUAAGAGAACUCUGGAAUAACAGGAUUUUUGAACGGUUACGAGAGAAAGAUCCGGAUUCAUUCAAGAAGCUGAGACUGAUAGCUGGAGACAUCUUGGAAAAAGACUUGGGCAUCUCAAACGAUGAUCGACAAGAAUUGCAGCGAUGUUGCAACAUCGUGAUCCACAGCGCAGCAUGUGUCAGAUUUGAUCAAAAAUUAAAAGCCGCCGUUGAAAUGAACACAAAAGGUACGCUCCGAGUUCUGGAAUUAGCUGAAACGAUGAAAAACAUCGAGGCAUUCCUGCAUUUGUCUACGGCAUAUUGUCGCUGCUAUAUAGACGUUUUAGAAGAAAAGAUGUAUCCACCUGUUCACGACCCCGAGAAGAUAAUACACUUAGUCAAUUGGCUGGACGACGAAACGCUUGAUUACUUGGAGCCAAAAAUAAUAUCAUCCGAACCCAAUACCUACUCAUAUACCAAAGCAAUAACAGAGAACCUCGUGGCGAAAUACACGUCCAAAUUUCCAGUCUCUAUUGGUCGUUUAUCUAUUGUGAUAGCCGCUUAUAAAGAGCCUAUUCCUGGUUGGAUUGACAAUUUAAACGGACCAACAGGCAUUUUAAUCGGAGGUGGUAAAGGUGUUAUUCGAACAAUGAUUUGCAAUGAAAAUUAUCACGCCGAUCUCUUGCCUGUUGAUAUGGCUGUUAAUGCAUGUAUAUUGCUUGCGUACUUCUGUGGCUUGGAGCAAUCAAAAGAAGUUACAGUCUGCAACGUAACGCAGUCUAGACGAAAUCCCUUAACUUGGAAAGAAUCAUUGGAAGCUGGUCGUAAACAGAUCCAUGAUAAUCCAUUCUCUUUAUGCCUCUGGUACCCAGGCGGUUCGAUAAAGAAGUUCAAAUUACAUCAUCAGAUCCAUGCUUUCUUUGCUCACGUCAUACCAGCUUAUUUGGUCGAUUUAUUGAUGAUUUUGUUGGGGAAAAAAACUUUCAUGGUGAAAUUACAGAAACGAAUUGCCGAUGGUCUCGAAGUCUUUCACCAUUAUACCUUCAAAGAAUGGUGCUUCAAAAAUGAAUAUUUCAGAUCUCUAUCAAAGCGGAUUUCUAAAGAAGACAAUGAAAUAUUUUAUACGGAUACUUUGCUUUUCAACUGGGAUGACUACAUAAAGAACUACAUACUUGGUGCAAGAGAAUUCUGCUGCAACGAGGAUCCUUCUACAUUGCCAUAUGCUAGGAAGCUUAACCGAAAAUUAUACUACUUGGAUUUGGCUGUCAAAGUAACAGUUAUAUUGCUUAUUGUAUAUUUAUUUUAUUUUUGUUGUAGAUUAUUUAAUGUUACGAUUCUUGAACGUUGA